This is a messenger RNA of Lachancea thermotolerans CBS 6340, 1425 nucleotides long. RefSeq names its product Ted1p (gene TED1). The record is from RefSeq and is a predicted model, not a curated record. Gene Ontology annotation, cellular component: endoplasmic reticulum. Lineage: Eukaryota; Fungi; Ascomycota; Saccharomycetes; Saccharomycetales; Saccharomycetaceae. The transcript has a single exon. Gene Ontology annotation, biological process: GPI anchor biosynthetic process. The coding region runs from base 1 to 1425 and encodes 474 amino acids.
AUGAUAAGGCCACUGCUCAAAAAGUUCACAGGCUUCACACUUGUGCUAGCAAUUGUCAGCAACAUUUACAUCUUCACAUAUCCGUCUCUUUUCCCCGAAAGAUGCUCUUGGAGAUGCGCUUCUCAACCAAGCGUAGUCGGAGCUACUGACUCCAUGCAUGUUGGCGAGAAGGUCUUGUACUACAGCAAGAGAUACGUCAAUGACUUAAUGAGGCAGUGGAAGAAAUCGCAUGAGGAAACACAGAGCAGUCCCGCAGACGUUCACUUGAUGGCCUUCGGGGACCCUCAAAUUAAAGGCAUUUGGAGAAACACACCAUAUGUGACACGCCUCGAUAUAUUCGGCAAUGACUUCUACCUCGGACAUAUAUUCUCCACAAUGAGAAAUCGUCUAAAUCCCACUCAUGUUGCGGUGAUGGGAGACUUGUUCUCGUCGCAAUGGAUAGGGGACUCCGAAUUCUUCAACAGAACAAUGAGAUACACAAAACGCAUCUUCAAACGCGACACGACCAGCUUGGAAAACAUACGCAACGAUAGCCACGACGAAAAUGGCCUGUACAAGAAUUACUGGGUGCAGUUCGCGGACGAGUUCAAGCGCCGCCUAACAGAGGAGCCUAAGACACUAGGCUUCGGGUACGAAAACGUCCACACUUGGGAUCCCGAACAUGAAGACUACCUAUUUAUAAAUCUUACGGGCAACCACGAUAUUGGGUACUCAGGUGAUGCAACUUUUCAGCACAUGUCCCGCUUUCACCAGUUGUUCGGCAAAGACAACUACUGGAUUGAGUACGACCGCGACACUGACCACCCAUGGAGGAUAGUGGUUCUAGACUCGAUGCUUCUCGAGGGCCCACCUCUGCAACAAGAAUUUGUCAACGCUACAUGGGAGUUCCUCCUGCAGUUAUUUGAGCAGAGGUUCGAAGGCAGCACCGUCCUACUGACACAUGUGCCCUUUUACAAGAAAGAAGGGCUAUGCACGGACGGAGAGCUUUUCCGCUAUUACCCAGACGAUUACCCCCGCGAGCCCUACAAGCAGAACUUGCUGAGGUCGCAAAACCACCUCAGUGAGGAUGUCACGAAGAGAGUUCUAAAUUUGAUUUUUGACAACGGCAAGCCAGGUAUUAUCCUUACUGGGCACGAUCAUGAGGGCUGUGAGACUGUUUACAACAAGGACAGCAAGACAGGUGAUUGGAAUGCUGCAAAGACCAUGCAGUCCCCGGACUUCCAUGUUCGUGAAGUUACUGUUCGCUCAAUGAUGGGCGAGUUCAAUGGGAACACAGGCUUGGUAACGGGCCAUUUUAACCAUGAAACGAAAACGUGGGAGUGGUCGUUUAGUCUCUGCCCAUUUUCAAUCCAACACGUUUGGUGGUUUACCAAGGUGGUAACGAUUUUAAGCGGGUUUUUGCUGUCGGCGUUACUGGUAACUUAA